UUUAGAAUAGAAUUUUUAAGAAAAAUGCGCUACGUGGCUGUGCCUUGUCCAGUAAAGAAAUGACAGCUGGACUGGACCGCAAGAAUCUUUUGCUAUCAGCGGCAGAUAAUCAACAAUUUAAUGAGAAUAAUAAUGAAUAGUUACGCAGAUAUGGAACAACUAUUUUGUGAUGGAGACAGUUUGAGAUUUGAACAAAAUCUGCUUCAAUCUAUUCUAUCCAAAUUAGGAGUGAAAAUAUAUAUAUGGGAUAUUAUGACUCGACUCUGAAUUCGAAACUAUAUCAUAUUUGUAUUAUAAUUUUGCUAUCCGGCUCUUGACUCUUGAGUUUUUAUAUUCAGAAGCGGAUUUUAGUACACAUAUGUAAACCGACCAUUUCAGAGGAACCCAAUACUGUACAGGAUCUCAUUUUAUCCUCGAGGCAGGUGUACUAGCACGUGGAAGUCAUUGUCUACGCACGUCUUUGGGAUAAUUCGAGUUAGAGAGUUUCGUAUAGCUUCCCUCUCUUUCUUCAUCCCUCUGCACUAACAUGUUGUCAAGUGCCGCAGCAGCUGCGCAUCCGCGCUUCAUUUCAACCGCCGGGAAAGGCAAUUCCAAAGCUCGUCGUUUCUGCGGCCCCUUCUUCAUAAACAACUCUACUCCACAGCAUAAGAUCCCAUCUCCAUCUAAUACAAAUUCCAUCUCCAUUGCCCAAAAUUCUCCGCGAAAGAUAUCUCGCGUUGAUGGAACAAAACAUCUUAUGCAUGAAUUAGAAAGACUAUGCAAUGAAGGGAAUGCAAAAGAAGCCCUUCGACUAGCAGAGCAAAUGGAGAAAGAAGGUUCUCCGACCCACGUAGCCAUUCUACCUCUUCUGCUACAAGCCUGCGUUGAAACCCAUUCUUUGGCCUUCGUAAGAGAAGCCCACAAGCUCGUGUCGAGAUCCCAAUUGACAAAUUCUAAGCUAGUUCUCAGUAGUUUAGCUUCUGUGUACUGUAAACUGGGAAGCAUUGAAGAUGCCCGCCUCCUGUUCGACGAAAUGCCGCAACAGCCACAGCCAAAUCGUACGAAAGUCUCUUCUAAACUAAAGCCAACUCAGAGAACGGCGGCUAAAGGCGAAGUGGAUCCAAAGAGGAGAGAGGCAUAUGAGAAGGUGAGGGAGUUGCACAGGGAGAUACGAGCGAUAGGGUACGUGCCGGACACGAAGUAUGUUCUGCAUGAUAUUGACGAGGAGGCGAAAGAGAAGGCGCUGAUGUAUCACAGCGAGAGGCUCGCGAUCGCAUACGGGCUUAUUAGCACGCCUCCGGGGACCACAUUGAGGAUCAUGAAGAAUCUCAGGAUAUGUGGCGACUGCCACAAUGCAGUCAAGUUCAUAUCCAAGGCGGUGGAGAGGGAGAUCAUUGUCAGGGAUAACAAGAGGUUCCACCACUUCAGAGAUGGGGUGUGUUCUUGUGGGGAUUAUUGGUGACGUAUGUAUUGAACUGAUAACUGUGUUUCUGUUCUAUUUAGAUAAUCAUCCUUCCGUACUAAAAUUGAGCGUGUGAUGCUGCAUUAGUAAUUUAUUCGCCAGACCAUUCUUUUUCUUCUUUUCAAUCAAUUCCUUUUCUUGCAAA
Ananas comosus (pineapple) is the source of this 1586-nucleotide messenger RNA. Its product is annotated as pentatricopeptide repeat-containing protein At2g22070-like. Lineage: Eukaryota; Viridiplantae; Streptophyta; Magnoliopsida; Poales; Bromeliaceae. Gene Ontology annotation, biological process: RNA modification. The coding region runs from base 527 to 1441 and encodes 304 amino acids. Gene Ontology annotation, molecular function: zinc ion binding; RNA binding; protein binding. The record is from RefSeq and is a predicted model, not a curated record. The transcript has a single exon.